This is a messenger RNA of Manduca sexta (tobacco hornworm), 1293 nucleotides long. RefSeq lists its product as uncharacterized. Lineage: Eukaryota; Metazoa; Arthropoda; Insecta; Lepidoptera; Sphingidae. The coding region runs from base 510 to 860 and encodes 116 amino acids. Gene Ontology annotation, cellular component: nucleus. The transcript has 3 exons. The record is from RefSeq and is a predicted model, not a curated record. Gene Ontology annotation, molecular function: zinc ion binding.
UAUAUAGAUAUAGAUAAUAAUCAUCCCAAAUCUGACUGUUCCUUUGGACCAUUACCUACGGUACAGACCUACGUUAACGAUGUUUAUCGAAAUCGAUGGACUGAGGUAUCCCUAGUUUCAUGUUUAAAAGUAAAAUGUCACUUUUAAAUUUUAACGUUUGAUUAUUGUUUGCGUUUAGUGAAAGCUGUGCUUACAAGUUACAACUAAAAGCUUUUAUGGAUUUUUAAAGCUUUUUCCUAAAGAUUACAGCCCGUCAACAGUGUAUUAAUUGUUAUUAAGUCGCUGAUUCAAGGAUUACCUGAUUAUUUAAUUUUUUUUUUGUUGUAAACUUAAAUCAUUUACUUUUCAUUGUAAACUAUUAAUGUUGCAACUUAAGGCGAUGGCGUCCAUCAUCUUCCACCAUCCACGAGUAUCUUCUACCUAUUUUGUUAAUUUGAUGUGAACACCUUAGUUAUGUCAAUAUCAAUUUAUAUUUAGCUUAUUCAGUUCCCAAACUCGAGAUAUCAAAAAUGACUCUAGCAUUUCAUAAAUGUAGGCUUUGCUUGAAGCUUGGUGAUUUCUGUUCUAUAUUCGAUCAGGAUGAUACCGUUAAAUUAUCCGACAUGGUUAUGUCUUUCGCUAAUGUUAAGAUAUUUGAAGGUGAUGGUUUUUCUGAUCGCGUUUGUACAUCAUGCAUAGAAAAUUUAAGCACAGCUUAUUUAUUUAAGCAACAAUGUGAGCGAAUUGACCAUCUAAUUAGAAAGUCUCCAGAUACUGAUAUUAAUAAACCACCCCUCACAAACUACGAUGAUUUCUUCAACAAAGAGUUCCAUGUUCACACAGAAUAUGAGUCUGGAGAAGAUGAAAAACGAGAGCUAUGAUAAUAACACCAAUGCUGAAGCUUAUUGUGGAUCUCGGCAUGAGAUAAGUGAUGAGACAGACAGUGAUGUUGACUCAAUUAAAUGUAUGGCCUGCAAUCAGUCAUACAGCAAUAUAGGUAGCCACAGGUGCCACACAGUAUGUACUAUAGAGCGUAAUGGCUUGCAGCAGUCUAGCAGCAGCAAUGAGACUUUGGUUGCCACUGACAUAAGUCAAGAAAACAUCCAAUCAAGACCCACACCUCCUGGUUCUACAAAAUCUUCAUACAUUGAUGUGUCAUGUUUGUUGUGUGAUGCAAGAUAUGACCAGUACGACAGUUAUGUAAUACACCUUAAUAAAUGUCUUACAAAUGUAAAGUUACAUCACUAUGUUUGCCCUGUGUGCCAUGAAAUGUACACAGAUAAAUUAGCAUACUUAGAACAUUUGAAAGUGACA